UUCCCAAAGGUUUCUGGGAAGGGCAGGCUGGUACUCAAGGAAGGACUACGAAUCCCAGCAAGCAGUUCGAGACUCGAAGUCACAGGAGGAGGAGGAGCUCGGAGCCGUCGGGCCCUGCGGAGCCAGGUACCCUCUUUGGCAACAGUAUCUGGCGGAGGUGGCCAUGGGGAAGCAUUACUUCUGUGACUACUGCAACCGCUCCUUCCAGGACAACCUCCACAACCGCAAGAAGCACCUGAAUGGGCUACAGCACCUCAAGGCCAAGAAGGUCUGGUAUGACAUGUUUCGAGAUGCAGCUGCCAUCUUGCUAGAUGAACAGAACAAGCGGCCGUGUAGGAAGUUUCUGCUGACAGGCCAGUGUGACUUUGGCUCCAACUGCAGAUUUUCCCACAUGUCAGAGAGAGAUCUGCAAGAGCUGAGUAUCCAGGUGGAAGAAGAGAGGCGGGCCAGGGAGUGGCCACUAGAUGUCGUCGAGCUCCCUGAGGGCCAUCUGGAAGACUGGUUGGAAAAGAGAGCAAAGCGGUUGAGCUCAGCCCCAAGCAGCAGGGCCGAGCCCAUGAGAAACACCAUCUUCCAGUACCCCAUAGGCUGGCCACCAGUCCAGGAGCUGCCUCCAUCCCUGCGGGCACCCCCACCCGGGGGGUGGCCCCUGCAGCCCAGCGUCCAGUGGGGCUGAGCCCCUCAUCCUCAUCUGACCCCCAUCUGGUCAGCGUUUGUGUCAGUCACGAGAAAGAUAAGGGCUCAUACUGGGGACACCGAGGCCCGCUCCCACUGCACGCUGUGGAGCCUCUGAAACCAUUGGCUUGGCCUGGCUUGACUGAGGCCCCAGAGUCUCCAUACCAGGUACAGCCCUGGUCCUAGCUCUGCUCCAGGCAGCUCCACCCUCCCUCCCUCCCUCAUGGGACAUCUUGAGAAGAUGGGUGAGAAAACUUCCUUCCGGAUGUUUAUAAAGAAAGUCUUUCACCAUG
Molecule: messenger RNA, 968 nt
Organism: Lynx canadensis (Canada lynx)
Lineage: Eukaryota; Metazoa; Chordata; Mammalia; Carnivora; Felidae
Gene: ZMAT5
Product: zinc finger matrin-type 5
Exons: 6
Coding region: 164-676 (170 amino acids)
Cellular component (GO): U12-type spliceosomal complex
Molecular function (GO): zinc ion binding
Source: RefSeq, a predicted model, not a curated record